AUGAUCGAGCCCGCCAACAUUCCACUUUUCUCGUUCGCCCCCUUUCUGCACGGAAAGCCGGAUACCCAGAAAGCUUUAGCCCAAGAUAUUUUCAAGGCUUUCUCUGAUGUCGGUUUCGUCUACCUUAAAGAUUAUGGUAUCCCUGCCGAGGAGGUUGAAGCUAUGUUUGACUUGACCAAGAGAUUCUUUCAGCUUCCGAUGGACUUGAAGAAGUCCUGGAAGAUCGAUAGCGCAAACGCGAAUCAAGGAUAUAGCCCCGAAGGUGCUGAGGCUGGCGAUGGUGUCGAUCAUAAGGAAAGCUACGAGCACCGCCGUAAGCAAAACGACAAGUGCCCCACCGAAGAACAAAUGCCUGGCUUCAAAAAGGCUAUGGACGAAUUCUACGGCAAAUGCCUAACACUAUGUGAGCAGAUCUUGUGCUGCCUAGCCAUGGCUAUCGGCCUGCCAGGGGAUUUCUUUCAGGCUAUGAGCGAGAAUGCAGACCCCCAGCUGCGCAUCUUGCACUACCCUUCCAUUCAGCGUUCCAUCAUCGAACAAGACAAGCAUGCGCGCAUCAUUCCUCACACCGAUUUCGGCUUCUGCACACUCUUGUUCCAGGACUCAAUCGGCGGGUUGGAAGUCGACUCACAGCAUGAUGGAGUGUUCCAUCCCGCCGCACCAAUCCCGGGUACCGUGCUGAUCAACAUCGCCGACCUACUCCAGAGAUUGAGCAACGACAGACUGAGGAGCACCAUCCACCGCGUCGUGGCGCCCCAAGCUAGUGGAGAUGUCCUGCCUGCAAGAUACUCGAUCCCCUUUUUCUAUCACCCGUCCCCUGAGGCGACCAUCGACCCCAUUGUCAUGGGCGAAGGAGAGGUCAAGAAGUACGAACCAGUAAAUGCCGGUCACUACCGCUAUCUCAGCAAAUUAUCAACCUACCCAGAGCUCAGGGUGUUUGCGGAGAAGGCGCCAGAGGUGGGAGUAUAG
Molecule: messenger RNA, 966 nt
Organism: Cladophialophora bantiana CBS 173.52
Lineage: Eukaryota; Fungi; Ascomycota; Eurotiomycetes; Chaetothyriales; Herpotrichiellaceae
Exons: 3
Coding region: 1-966 (321 amino acids)
Molecular function (GO): dioxygenase activity
Source: RefSeq, a predicted model, not a curated record